AUGAAGAUCCUACUUCUUUUCUCGGCUUUUGCCGUUGCUGUCAACGCCGUCCAAUGGAGUGAGCUUGAUUUCUAUAACAUGCUUCGUCGCGAUUUCGCCAAAACCAAUGCGAUUCCUGACAUGUGGAAGUUGACUUGGGACAAGAAGUUGGAGGUGCUUGCCAACAAAUUCGACUGCAAUGAUAAGGCUGUGAGGAAAAAUUACCGUUAUUUCUUGACAGAUGGAAGUCCACGCAAUGAGUCCAAAAUUGUCGACGCUGAUACGCUCAAUUGGAUGAUAGAGACUGAAAAGACAAAUCCUGCUGAACUAACGAAUACGGUAAAGGAGUGGGAAAAGACGACAGCUCGAUUCUUCGAUACCAAGCUCGGAUUCUACCCACCAGUCGACCAACACUCGGGAAAAAUCCCUGGAUCGCAAUGUGGGCCAAACGGAAAGAACGAUGAUGGACUCUGCGUUCCUAAGUGA
Caenorhabditis briggsae is the source of this 465-nucleotide messenger RNA. The record is from RefSeq and is a predicted model, not a curated record. NCBI's taxonomy places the organism in Eukaryota, Metazoa, Nematoda, Chromadorea, Rhabditida, Rhabditidae. The transcript has 3 exons. Bases 1 to 465 code for a protein of 154 amino acids.